Lottia gigantea (owl limpet) is the source of this 1470-nucleotide messenger RNA. RefSeq lists its product as hypothetical. The transcript has 8 exons. Bases 1 to 1470 code for a protein of 489 amino acids. The record is from RefSeq and is a predicted model, not a curated record. Lineage: Eukaryota; Metazoa; Mollusca; Gastropoda; Lottiidae. Gene Ontology annotation, molecular function: protein binding.
AUGUCCGCCAUUUUGUAUUCAGUGAAUAAGCAUAAACAUACUCAGGAAGUGACGUCAGGUGGUGAUCCGAAGUUGUCUAUUAAAAACAAUGGUGAUGAUAUUGUGGGUUGUGACAAGAUCGAAGUUGAAGACGUGUGGGUUGUCGGGAUUCCCAAAUUCCUAACUGAAUCAGCAUUUAGAUUAGUGGACAUUAACAAAGAUGGCGUUCUUGACGUUAUUAUGGGUUUUGGAACAGGAGCUGAUGGUUAUGACAUACCGGAAGUGGUCUGUGAUAUCUAUUUCCAUGGCCAGUCACCAUGUUACGGUGGGGUGAUGGCUCUAGAAGGUAAAACUGGUAAAGUUCUCUGGAAGCAGUUCAGUAAACACGAACUGUUUGGUCUGAAUUGUAAUGUGGACUUGAAUGAAGAUGGUGUGCUGGAUUGUCUAGCUGGUGGCCGAGCUGGGACAUUUGAUGCUAUAAGUGGUAAGGAUGGAGAUGUUUUAUGGAGAUAUGGUAAAACUGAUUUGAUGAAUUUCUACACUCCCCAGUUUAUAGCCGAUAUAGAUGGUGAUAAGGUUUCCGAUAUACUUCAGAUACAUGGCGGAGACCCACUUCAAGAUCCAGGUAGUAAAUAUCGACUGUCCGGUAACAUCAUGUUAUUCAGUGGUAAAACAGGUCAAGUUAUAAAGACUAUUGGAGUACCGGAUAAAAAGGAAUCGUACUAUUCACCACAGAUAUAUAGUCAGAAAGAUGGUACUCAGAUAGUAUUGUUUGGUACUGGUGGGGAAACACAUGGUGGAUCAUUGUGGAGAAUCACUCUAAAUCAUCUUAUCAAAGGACAGAUUUAUAAGGCUAAGAGAAUAUAUACAGAUAACUUCAAAGGCGUAAUGACACCGCCAGUGUUGUUGGAUAUAAAUAAAGAUGAGGUCGUAGAUAUUGUUAUUUCUAUGUUUAAUUCUACGGUACUGGCUAUAGAUGGACGGACAUUUCAUGUGAUUUGGAACUAUACAUUUCCUAGUUCAGAAACAUAUUGUACACCAGCUGCAGGAUAUUAUAAUGAUGACGAGGUUCCUGAUUUUCUCAUCAAAUAUCAGAAUGGUCCAGGAUUUCCUAUUUACUAUUCCUCUGAAACUACAGUACUAGAUGGUAAAACAGGCCAGCCGUUAAUAUCCCCUAGUGUUAAAGAUUCUAUCGGAGCCCAAUCAUCACCUUUAACUAUCAGCGUCGAGGGUCGAGGGAAUGAUAUCUUUCUAUUCUGGGUGGCUGAUUGCCUAGGACAUGUUGGACAGGGAGGGCAAUAUGGUUUCGUCAAAGGUACAAACGUCCACGAAAAAAGUCGCUCUGAUAAUUGUCGCUUAAGAUUUAAAACGAAAGGUUUCACAGAAUUACUGGCGAAAAGCCGCCAUAUUAAAUCUCGAGGUGUUAGAAUUUACUAUUCAGGUCAGAUCUUUUUUCCUUUGCUAUUCGUUUUCAGAUACCUCCCCAAUUAG